Molecule: messenger RNA, 1650 nt
Organism: Priceomyces carsonii
Lineage: Eukaryota; Fungi; Ascomycota; Pichiomycetes; Serinales; Debaryomycetaceae
Gene: MSN4
Product: stress-responsive transcriptional activator
Exons: 1
Coding region: 1-1650 (549 amino acids)
Source: RefSeq, a predicted model, not a curated record
AUGGAGGACCAGACGAUAUUUGACGGUGCAAGCAGUAACAAUAGUGGGUCGAGCUAUAUACUUGGUAUGCCCCCUAGUAGUAUGAUGCAUGGGGAAGGGCUACACAGUAUGAUGAUGAUGGGUUAUAAGGAAGACGAAGGAUGGGCUUUGAAUUCUGGUACCGGCGGUAUCGGAGCCACAGUCAACGGCGAAAGUUAUAAUAUGUACGAGGAAAUAUUUGACGAGAACAACCUUCACGAUAAUAGUGAAGAAGUCAUGAGUAAUUGGUCUUCCUCGACUUCUUCGUUGCGUAACUUGAACUACAUUAAUCAUACAAAUCAUACCACGCCUGACUUUCCUAACUCCCCAAAGAAAUCUGUCCAAACGAACCUGGGACCACCACAGGCUAUAGGCUUCGCGGGUUACCGAAACCAAACUCUGCAGUCCCCGCAGAAUAAGCAGCCACCUCAACAGCAGCAGCUGGCUCUGAGGUUAGGUAACGAAGGAAGGCACUCUUCAGCUUCUUCAUUACCAAUUGACCGGUUGAAUUUAUUAUCAUUGAAGCAACCGUUGAAUGCGACACAGAUCUCGAAAUCACCUUCCCCUGAAUAUUACGGCACUAAUAGAGAUAUCAAUCAAGAGGAGCGUACGAUCAAUCCACGAGAACUAUUUACUUCGAACAAAAUUCCAGUUUCUAUGUCUUCACCAUCAUUGACUACUCUAUUUCGAAAUGAAACGAGAAAUUAUAGGAAUUAUACUACCUCAAAAUUACCUAGUAGUGGUGUCCAACUGCAUCAAAAAAAGGGCAAGGUUCAGAAUUCUCAAGUUCAACAACAUCUGGAAAGUCAACCUCAUAUGACGCCUCAGACAAUAAGUCAGAAGUUUGAUUUUAAAAUGAAUGAUGAAUGCUUCAACGCAAUCACGUAUUGGUUGAAUAAUACUUUACAGACAGUAGACAACGAUGACGAAAAUAUCGACAAUUCUGCUGCUGAAAUAAUGGCGAAUCCUACUGGUGUUAUUAAAUCGGGGUUCUAUCACAAAAGAAGAAACUCGAUUCAGUGUUAUAGUCACAUGCAUGAUGAUGUUGGUUCUACAUUUGCGGUUCCUCCUUCACUCCCUUCUAGUCAAGUUCCUAAUUCUACUGCUGGUCAGAAGAAGAAGAGAAGAAAGUCACAAAAUGGCUUUGACCUGGUGAUGAUAUACUCAGGGAUAGAUAUCAAGCCAGUGCCAAAGUCUAAGAGCCAAAAUGAAGCAAUCGAGGAGAAUCCUGUGCCAGUUGCUGCUCCACCAAUCAACCAAAGCAGGUCUAAGCAGACUUCUCCUGUUAAAUCAAGUAGAGCAUCCCCACAAACAACACCUAGGAUAAACCAGAAAGAAAAGUUUGAGAGCUCAUUAGAUACAGAGGAAGAGGCUCCAGCCUUUCCCUGUCCUAACUGUGAUAAGCAUUUUAAAAGAUCAGAACAUUUAAAGAGACACCAUAGAUCUGUGCACUCAAACAUAAGACCGUUUCAUUGUAAAUAUUGUGAUAAGAAAUUCAGUAGAUCUGAUAAUUUGGCUCAGCAUUUGAAAACUCACUAUAAGACAAACUCUAACGGUUCUACUACCAUAAUUUACGGCAACCCUAAUGCUCACAACAGGAAGAAAAAGGAUUCCAGUUCAUUGAACAGUUGA